Phodopus roborovskii (desert hamster) is the source of this 1364-nucleotide messenger RNA. It is a transcript of the gene Kdelr3, whose product is annotated as KDEL endoplasmic reticulum protein retention receptor 3. The record is from RefSeq and is a predicted model, not a curated record. The transcript is spliced from 5 exons. The coding region runs from base 103 to 747 and encodes 214 amino acids. Gene Ontology annotation, biological process: protein retention in ER lumen; endoplasmic reticulum to Golgi vesicle-mediated transport. Gene Ontology annotation, molecular function: ER lumen protein retrieval receptor activity. NCBI's taxonomy places the organism in Eukaryota, Metazoa, Chordata, Mammalia, Rodentia, Cricetidae. Gene Ontology annotation, cellular component: membrane; endoplasmic reticulum; cis-Golgi network.
GACACCGCGAGGCGCGGGGACGGGGACGUGGCAGCGCCUGGCGCUCCAGAAAGUUCCUUGGAAGCUCCGCUUGACGCGGUGCGGGAAGCGGCGGGCGGAACCAUGAACGUGUUCCGAAUCCUCGGGGACCUGAGCCACCUCCUAGCCAUGUUCUUGCUCCUGGUCAAGAUCUGGAGGUCCAAGAGCUGCGCCGGCAUUUCUGGGAAGAGCCAGAUUCUUUUCGCUUUGGUCUUCACCACCAGAUACCUGGACCUUUUCUCCAAUUUUAUCUCCAUCUACAACACAGUGAUGAAGGUUGUUUUCCUCCUCUGUGUUUAUGUCACUGUGUACAUGAUCUAUUGGAAGUUCCGGAAAACAUUUGAUAUUGAGAAUGACACAUUCCGGCUUGAGUUCCUCUUGGUCCCAGUGAUCGGCCUUUCCUUUCUGGUGAACUACAGUUAUGCACCAAUGGAGGUACUCUGGACCUUCUCCAUCUAUUUGGAGUCAGUGGCCAUCCUGCCACAGCUCUUCAUGAUCAGCAAGACUGGAGAGGCUGAGACCAUCACCACUCACUACCUGUUUUUUCUGGGACUGUAUCGGGCCCUCUAUCUAGCUAACUGGAUCUGGCGGUACCAGACAGAGAAUUUCUAUGAUCAGAUCUCAGUGGUAUCUGGAGUAGUACAAACCAUCUUUUACUGUGACUUCUUCUACUUGUAUGUGACCAAAGUCCUUAAAGGAAAGAAGUUAAGCCUACCAAUGCCAGUCUAAAGAGACGGGCCACGCUGUAAAGCAACCAGAGCAAAUAAUUUCUCCUUGGUGACUUAAUGUUAAAUGAUUGGUGUGAAUUUUACCAAAGCACUGGCAGAACAUCCUAUCUCAACAUCAACAGUUGGACCUCCCUUACAUCCCACCAUGGAUGCAAUGGAUACUUGAUCAAGCCACCCAAGUGUGGGGCCUUACAAUGGCAAGUGAAAACAAGGAGCAGUAGAUACCUCCUCCACAACCAACCAUUGCUCUUUUGACUACAGUGGAGGAAGGCUCAUGCCAAGGAAUGGGCAAGAUCCAUUUACAAAGACCCUUCUUAGGUCAGAGUGGUACUGAAGAUGCUGGGGGCAACAUGUGUCGUUACACUACAUCUAAGGUGCAAGCAAUCCAAGUCACCAGCUCUGCCAAAUACUUAGCACUCACUUCAGUUUCCAGCCUAUGUGGACACCAUGGCCAUCUAACUGUUGACUCAGAUUCUUGUGCCAAGAGCCAUCAUUAGUCCCACCCUCCCCUCCCAGUUUGAGGUGCUAACUAGGGUGAUUAGUCACUCAACCUCCCAAUAUUUGUUUGAAGCAAAAUGUUAAAAUUACACUCAAUGUAAUAAAAAAUUCACACCUUUA